Molecule: messenger RNA, 939 nt
Organism: Wallemia ichthyophaga EXF-994
Lineage: Eukaryota; Fungi; Basidiomycota; Wallemiomycetes; Wallemiales; Wallemiaceae
Product: WD repeat-containing protein 53-like protein
Exons: 5
Coding region: 1-939 (312 amino acids)
Molecular function (GO): protein binding
Source: RefSeq, a predicted model, not a curated record
AUGUUUUUAGACGGACACAGCCAGCCUGUUAUUGAUUUGUGCGUGAGCCCGCAUGAUCAGCGGGGUAUCACGCUCGCCACCGCUUCUGAGGACUGCACAGCGAGAAUCUGGACAGGCAGCUUCGACGAUGGCUUAAGAUCCACUAAGGCUGUCGUCGGAUUCGAGGAUGCCGUUGUUGCGUUGGCUUGGGAUACGAGAAAUGCACACAAGCUGUAUCUCUCCAACGGUGGCAGUCUGUUUUUGUUCUCUUUGGACACACCUAAACCGCUGAUUCACGCUUCUAAUGCACUUGAGACAUGGAAAGUAUCAGAAGUUGAGAUAAACAGCAUACGUAUUGAUAGAAAGUCACUUGAAUUGGCCUGGUGCGACGACAGCGGUGCAGUAGGCAUCCUCAACCUGUCCACUGGGAAGAGCAGGCUGUUUAGAAUGAAGCAUGCCAACAUCGCCAGCAAGGUGCUGUACAAGUCAGCCAAAGACGGCGAACUACUCUCAGCGUCGUACGAUGGCAGUGCGUUGAUAUGGGAUGCACGCAAGGGUACCAUAAGUGACACGCUAGAUCUGAGUGCCCGUCAAAGCGCACAAGCUACCACACCAUCAUUCGUACUCUCCCUCGCGUCGUCGGAGGAUGGAAAAAGACUGGCGACGGGUGCAGGGAAUGGGUCAGUGUGGAUGUCUUCGACGCGUCUAUCGAAUGCCAGAGAAGUUGUUGCUCACACAGGACCCGUCGUUGGGCUUGCCUUCGCUGACUCUCGCCUGUUAAGCUGUUCCCUGCACCAGCUGUGCGUGUGGAAGGAGAAUUUGGAGGAGGUGGCCACUACUGUGGAUAUAAAAGACUUGGAAAAGGCAAAUUGCAUUGCUGCAACCCGUACACACGUCUUUAUUGGUGGAUUCACGCAAAGUGGGAGUGGAAGAGUUUUAGUGAUGCCUUUGGAAUUUUAA